This is a messenger RNA of Episyrphus balteatus (marmalade hoverfly), 544 nucleotides long. It is a transcript of the gene Srp9, whose product is annotated as signal recognition particle 9 kDa protein. The coding region runs from base 116 to 349 and encodes 77 amino acids. NCBI's taxonomy places the organism in Eukaryota, Metazoa, Arthropoda, Insecta, Diptera, Syrphidae. Gene Ontology annotation, molecular function: 7S RNA binding. The record is from RefSeq and is a predicted model, not a curated record. Gene Ontology annotation, biological process: negative regulation of translational elongation; SRP-dependent cotranslational protein targeting to membrane. The transcript has 2 exons. Gene Ontology annotation, cellular component: signal recognition particle, endoplasmic reticulum targeting.
AUCCAACUUGACACAUGAACAAAUUCAAUUUUCUUUUGCAUUAUCGAAUGUUGACCAUACACAUUGUUUGCUAGAAAUUUUCCUUUUAUUUCCACAAAAAACAAAACAUUUUAACAUGGUUUUCAUAAAAGAAUGGGAAGAUUUUGAAAUUGCUGUCGAAAAUAUGUACAUGGCUGAUCCAAAGAACUGCCGCUACACAAUGAAAUACGUCCAUUCAAAAGGCCACAUACUUCUCAAGAUGACCGACAAUGUUAAGUGCAUUCAAUAUAAAGCAGAAAAUAUGCCAGAUCUGAAAAAAAUCGAAAAACUAACUGGAAAUCUAAUGGGACACAUGGCUUCGAAGGAAUGAUUGAGGAUUUUAGUAUCUAACAUAAUUUUGUGCAUUUUAAGUAUUUCCUUUUUAAGUUAGCUUAAAUAUUAUGGAAAAGAAAAAAAAACAACAACAGAUAAAAAAGGAAGGCAGUAAUAUCUUAUUCCUAAACAUUUCUGUGAAAUGAAUUCUUUUUGUAAAUUUGUUAAUAAAAAGUGCGUGACGGAAAGUGGA